UUGUGUGUGUUUGUUUUCCAGCAAUAUGUAAUGCUACACGACAUGGUGGCAACACACAGUACUGUUCGAGUCACAGUCUGCAGGGGAGAAAGCGAAACGGAGGAAGCUCUGUCCACAGACCUGGUGCCUGGUGAUGUCAUCGUCAUUCCUAGCAAUGGGACCAUCAUGCCUUGCGAUGCCGUGCUCAUCUGUGGAACCUGCAUCGUAAACGAGAGCAUGCUGACAGGUGAGAGUGUUCCGGUCACCAAGACAGAUCUCCCGAACCCUGAGCGGGACAAGAAGGGUUCAGACGGAGACCAGAUUUACAGCACAGAGGAGCACAAGAGGCACACACUCUUCUGCGGAACAAACGUCAUCCAGACCCGCUACUACACUGGAGAAAUGGUCAAAGCUGUGGUCGUCCGCACAGGUUUCAGCACAGCUAAAGGGCAACUCAUCCGGUCCAUCCUGUACCCAAAGCCCACAGACUUCAAGCUGUAUAGAGACGCUUACCUCUUUCUGCUGUGUCUGGUGGCCGUCGCCAGCGUUGUCUUUAUCUACUCUCUGGUCAUGAAGAUCUUAAAUCAGGAACCAGUGAAGGAGAUCAUCGUGAAGUCUCUGGACAUCAUCACCAUCACUGUUCCUCCUGCUCUUCCGGCAGCAAUGACCGCGGGCAUAGUCUACGCUCAGAGGAGACUCAGGAAAGUGGGCAUCUUCUCCAUCAGCCCGCAGAGAAUCAACAUCUGCGGGCAGCUCAACCUCGUCUGCUUCGACAAGGUGAAUAGGAGACUUAAAUGA
This is a messenger RNA of Danio rerio (zebrafish), 777 nucleotides long. NCBI's taxonomy places the organism in Eukaryota, Metazoa, Chordata, Actinopteri, Cypriniformes, Danionidae. The record is from RefSeq and is a predicted model, not a curated record.